Molecule: messenger RNA, 15064 nt
Organism: Pocillopora meandrina
Lineage: Eukaryota; Metazoa; Cnidaria; Anthozoa; Scleractinia; Pocilloporidae
Source: the annotation of a GenBank genome assembly
CGGAGCUCCGCGGAGCGUAAAAACAGUUCAUAGCACUAACUACGGCAAGAAAAUUUAUUAGGCUCAAACUAUAUAUCUGUGCUGUUUGUGACGCCUACCCAUUUAGAACUGUUCUAUCCCAACGUCAGUUUUAACGUAUCUGCCUUCAGGGACUUGUUUCUUCGAGCGAUAUCCCAUUUUAACACGCGUAUCUUGAGGCACACAACAUCAGCCGUAGUUUUGACAUUGUAAGACCGGCAAGCUUCUCUCGGCCAUUCGAGAGUUGAAUGGCUUUUGAUCAGAGCAUUUCCUGGUUUCAGCAAAAGGUAAGAUUCUUCUUGAUGCAUGAACAGAAAAAGAAAAUUCUGAAGGGAAUUAUUAAGUUUCCUUUGUGUUAUUUACACUGCGCGCAAAUCUUAAAUUUUUCGGUUACUGUAUGCGAAAUAGAUUCAAUUUUGAAAUAUUUUCAAUCUUGGGUGAAGUACUCUCCAUUCUAUGCUUGAGUGUAAGCUUAUUUAUGUUGGAUUCUGAAACGAAAUAUUCUUUUUUUCUUUUCUAAACAGCUGAAUUCGGUCCAAGCAAUAAGUGUGUUAAUUUCAACUUUAUCUGAUUUGCAUAAAGCACUUGAGAAACUCUAAACGCGCGACGAAAAGCGCCGAUCGUUUCUCCGUGAUGUGUACUUGGCCAAUUUCACUGCUCCCUAUCGGAUAUUUUCCCUAAAUUUAAAUUCCAUUCCUUUUGGAUUCAAAAACUUCAUCGAGGUUAAGGAAUCGAGGUUUACCUUUAAAUCAAUAUUCAGGCUCAAAUCAAUUGGUUAAUAUUGAGCUAAGCUUCUGCAGUUUUAAACCUAAAAUUAUUUAAAUCGCCUCCCGCUUUGCCCCCUUUGAGUUUGGUUUUAUUUGCGACGGUAAAUGUCGGUCAAUGCGGUACGUAGUCAAUUUUUCAGCUGUGUUUAUUAUCUAAGAAUAUUGGACUGUGAGCAUCUCCACAUCCUGAUUGGUUAAAUUGUUUUGUCUAUGUUUCAAUCAUUGAUUUUCUUGGGGAAGACGUUCAUGCUAAUUUCUUGGUAAUAACUUUGUUCGUCGGGUGAAAAACUUUUUAAGUUAGCCAUAUUUUGAUGAGAUUUCAUUGGGAGAAAUUUUUAAAAAAUCUGAAUUUCGAAAGGGUUUUUUUUUAUGAAUAUUAUUUUGCUAAACUGGCAUCUGGAUGUUUGAUUACACAGAGAUUAGCAGCAAUUGUUUACCAAUACAGCCAGUGUGAAGGUAUUGGUUAAAUAAGAUUAAGUCUGAUGAAAGCUGUGGUUUUCUAAGUAACUGCAUAAUUAAAGUUGGUCACUGGAGACAGAAUGACACCAACCAUGCUGUUUAAGACAUCUGUGACUGUUACAAAUUUUUUAUUUGUUUACUCAUUUGUUUCCCGAGUUUGUCUCUCUGAUUCAAUGGCUGCUAUUAAUGUCUAGCAGAUUUUUUUCCAUUUCUAAAAAAAUUGGAAAUUUGGUCACCAAAUUUGAAUUAAUUUCUAUAUAAAAAAAAUUUUCUAUUCCAUAAAUUUGCCCACAAUAAAAUGUAAACACCAUUUUUUCAAAACCUCAAAGCAGAAUUUUAAAUCAUGUUCUUAGUUAAUUAAAAUUUGAGUUCAACCAAUUUCUGUAAGCCUGGUGAAUUUAGUAUUAUGACAAAACGCAACAUGGUGGAAAGGAUAAUUUUGCUACAUGUUAUAUCAGCACUGUAAUUUAUCCAUAUAACACUCAGAAUCAGAAUUAUUCAGUUGCCUUUUUUUUAGAUUUUAUAUUUUGAAGUUAAAACCCACCCACUAAGUGUUGCACAAUUCUAUCAGUUUCUUUAUAUCACAUGAUGCAUUUAAUCCUCCCUGACAGUUAUGAUGCAAAAUUUCACUUUUGCCCUUGUAGCUUUGCUUCUCAGCCAAAUAUUCAGCUUUUGAACAUCACACAAUAUUCCAGGGCUUGACAUUAUCGGCUGACAUACUGUGGCCUGAAGGUUUUAAUCAACUAUUCACAAUGAAAUUAAAAGAAGUAAAUUAGAUUAGAGUGCACAAUUUACUUGAGAUGUCAGUAACCUAAAGCUGAUGAAAUAUAAUGUAGGUAAACGCUCUUUGGGUAAUGUAAGUCUUUAAUGAAACAGUCAAGAAUAAUUGUUUGAAGUUUUUUUUAUUAGUGAUCAGCUCAUAAAAUGAUUUUAUUUACACAGAUACAGUUACAUGUUCAUGGGUUUUGACUCACACUUGCAUUUGAAAUUUUAUUUCCUCCUUAUCCAUCAAUAUUUCUGUUAAUGAUUCAAAUUAGGAUUGUCUUAGAUGAAAACAAAUCUUUUGUAGCCUCUGAUUUUACUGUACAAGGCUUUUAAAGCCUUCCUUUCCCAUUUUUGUUUUUCGUUUUUACUUGCUUGUUUUGAAGUAUGGUUUUCUAUGUAUUUUUAGCUCGGAAAAUAUGAUAAAGCUUCAUGGGAAAGAACAUUUGAAGUACAAGAGCAGGAGACGGUAAGUAAACCUGUUAACCUUUUCACUCCUAAUAUUUCAAUGAAAACUCUCCUUAUUGUCUUGGUUCAACUAACAAUCUACUAGUUCAUAUUUUUCACUAUUUUCAUCACCUGUUUGCUUGACAUUGUACUAAUAUUGUAAGGUGAAAUUCUGUGUUGGUCAGUCCUGGGCCCAGUUCAAAGGCUGUUGCAAUAGUCUAUGGUUAAAUGUUAAUCUGCAUUUUUUAAAAUUAUUUUUUCAAAAGCCUUUUUUGGAUCAUUUUCUCUGUUUGUCUCAGAGCAUCCAAUCAUCAUAUUGUAGACAAAAAGAACUGUAGUUCUUUUACAGCUUUUAGAACUGAAAUCAGAUUUCACUCUAACCAUGGGUUAUCUUUACCCAGCUUUGAACAAACAGGUGCUGGUAGUGGAAGGGUUGCUAACUUAAUCAAUCAAUAAUUAACUCAGCAGUGAUGGCUUCUUGUCUCACUCACUGAAGUAAGCUGACUAACCUUAAUUCAGGGUUAUCUAACAAGGCUAUUUAGGGCAAAAAUAAUUACCAUGAAAUUUUAACAUUUUUGCUCGGCUACUCUGCUUGACUUUUCCUGUCAUUCAUGGUUUUUCUUACCAACAGGGUACCUUUAUUCAUGUUCCUAAGAAGCCUGGUGGUUUAAAACCUGAAUUGAUAGAUGUUGAUUUAGUUAUUGGUAUGUACAUGUAUAUCAAGAGUGUCAAGUGUAGAAUUUAUCAUGAACGUUAUAAAUUUUGUCUUUUUACUUUUAGGUUUGUUAUUCUGUUUUGCCAUCACUUGUGUCUGAGCUUAAUUGGUUCUGAUCAAUAAAAUUUGUUGUUAGGGAGUGUACAAAUGUAAACAUGACUCCAUAAACAGACUUGAAUGAUAUAUAACUUCAGUAACUAGCAAAUCACUAUGGACAAGAGACAAUGAUGUAUUAUGAUUCACAAAUUAGGAAAAGGGAUGAAAAACUAAAGGGCCAAAAGAGAAGUGAAAAAUAAUCAAAUACAGAAAUGCAAUGAUGAGUAUUUACACUAAUAAUGGAAAAAAGAAGUAAACAAAAAAAUUACAAAUUCCUAGUCCUUCUACUCACAUUAAUUUUAUAAUACGACCCUGUGCAGCCAUGUACAUGCAUGGAGGGCUAUGCAUUGACUCAUUUACUAUAUUGAGUGGACAAAGAUGUCAUUAUUAAACUAUUAGCAUGUCACUGAACUUUUAUUCUUCACCAUUGCAAUAAUUGCUUAGGUUCAACAUUUCCCAAGACAAAGCCAGUUCAUAGUUGGUUUGCUGUCACACAGAAAGGAGUGUGUAGAGUUCUUCUGUUUCCAUUUUUCCGAUCAUGGUAAGGAAACCUUGAUAGCCGCUGAAAUUGAAAUUUUGUGCCUUCUGCCAUGUAGGACUCUGUGAAAUUUCACAGUUGCCACUGCUAUCUUCAUGUUGCUGUAGGACUCUUGUGAUCAAAAUAGCUAUUACAUGUUUAAUUUAAUAUAGUACUGUGGAAACUGUAUAAGGUCAUGUGAGCCUAUACAGGGGUUCCAAACCAAACUGGCUACCACCAGAGUUCUGCCAGCUACUUGAUGACAUGCUGUUGGUUACUCUGGUCAAAAUAAUUACCUUUUGGCAGCUUAAUGAACAUUUCUCAGUUACAUAAUUUUGCAGAGUCCAUUAUGCCACUAUGAAACAUUUUGAAAGCUUUGCUAUAAGGCAGUUAGUGAUAAAUUCAAACAUCAAUAUUGCUUGUAUUUGUUACCAAUAUUUGUUACAUUUGGUGCUUGUUGCCUAUUUCUACUGAUUGAAGGAAUUUCUUGUAAGUUAGAAGAAAUUUGUCAGUUUAACCCUUUAACUCCCAUGAGUGACCAAGACAGAAUUUCUCCUUAGAAUAUCAAUACAAUAUCAAACAGAUAAGUGAUGAGAAUAAGAGAAAAAUAUCAAUUUGGGGAUAAUUAGUUGAUCCAAUACUAAAUUCUCUGAACAAACAUCAUAUGAAUUGUAUGGUUGACAGUAAGGAGAAUUUCAAAUUUGAUCUGGGAGUCAAAAGGUUAACUCCUUACACCCUAACAUCAGUAUGCAUAUUCUCCAUACUGUUCUCUAUACAUUUCUAAGGAGCAGAUAAGGAGAAUCUACCUAAUAGUCAAGAGCUUCUUCAGUUGGUCUGAUCAUUUCCUUUAUUCUCAUGACCUUAAUGUUUAAUUCAGGAGUGACAAUGUAAGGAGAAAUUAGAUGCUAGUCACUCUUUGGGAUCAAAGGGUUUGUGGUAACUUGUUCUAGUAGUAGAGACUUCCUUUAACCCUUUAACUCCCAUGAGUGAUCAAGACAGAAUUUCUCCUUACAAUAUCAAUACAAUAUCAACCAGAUGAGCGAUGAGAAUAAAGAAAAAUAUCAAUUUAGGAAUAAUUAGUUGAUCCAAUACUAAAUUCUCGGAACGAACAUUAUAAGAAUUGUAUGGUUGACGGUAAGGAGAAUUUCAAAUUUGAUCUGGGAGUUAAAGGGUUAACAGGUCACAAAGAAUUAUGCAGAAAAGCAGAAAAGCCAUCCUUUGUUGGUGACAGCUGAGGAACUGAAAACUGCUUUGGAGGACAAGGAAAUGGAGGCACAUGUGCACAGCACUGGCACAAACUAGAGCUCCACCUUACUCAGUUAACCUUAAGAGACUGACUAGCAUCUAAUUUCUCCCUAUAAUAUUGCCCUUGAAUCAGAUAUUAAGGUCCCAAGAGUAAGGACAAGAAGCUCUUGAUUGUUAAAUAAAUUCUCCUUGUCAGCCCCUUAAGAAAUUUGAGAGCAACAUUAUGAAGAACAAGCAUACUAAUGUUAGGAUGUACAGGGUUCAUAACUGAACUGAUUUUGUUUUUGUUUUUAUAGGUGGACACAACAGUUAUCCCCUAAGCUAUGGUUCCUGUUUCUAUUUCUUUAUUUUUGUGAAGUUUUGGUGCUAUUUGUUUACUUAAGAAAAUGGGAAUCCCAUUGGAAGGUAUGUGGAUCAAGCACAGAGCUCAGAUAUACUAUUCAGAUAAAUUAUACUUCACAAUUUUGCCUUUAGAAAUUGUGAGCCAGAGGCAAGUGAUUUCCAAACUCCCAAUGUCCCGCAUGGGUUAUUAUGCUGGUAAACUGACGGAAAAUGCAGUCUAUUGCUUUAAUGAAGCUUGUGUUGCUUUGACUACCUCAUGACUGAGUCAUUUUUCCCUUUAGGUCGUCACUUGGUCAGAAGCAUGUGGACCAGCUCUGGUAAGAAGUUUUGCUUAAUUCAAUAACACCUAACUUAGCCUGAAUUAUGUUUUAAAUUGUUAGGUCUUAUUGCAUUUAGUACAGAUGGUUGGAGCAAAUUUAACUAUCCCAUCAGUGAUGGGAUUUUUAAACAUAAGGAAAAUUCUGUCAAAUUCAUUGCAUAUUUGUCAUUGUCAAAUCCUUAUAAAUCUUAAGGGGUUCAGGUUUAUUCUUGGAUCAUAAUUUAUCAAAGCAGUUCAAAUUUUAUUUUCCUUUGUUCUAGAUCAUUACAGUGAAUACAAGAAAAACUAGAACUAAAUUACACAGGCUUAAAAAAUUUUCUCAAUCCCCUAAAAAGUGAACCAAAGUAUACACAUUAACCCUGUCAUAGCCAGGCAUUCAGUUUAUAAAACAGAGCCAAUGACUAAACAGCACAAUAGUAAUAGUAGAACAAAAUAAAUGAACCAAACCUCCCUCAUUUUCUUCAAUCCUCUACCAUCAUUGGAUUGUUUGCCAUCACACUUCAUUUUACUCACUAAAUACUUGGAAUAGGCUAACCAAAAACCUUGACAGGGUCGUGCAAACUUCCAAAGAAAAAAAAAAGGUAUGUUUAAAUGAAGAAAAUAUCUUUUUUGUAGAUCAUGGUUUUGCUGGGUGUGCUCUACAUGUACAUGGUGUCAACUGACUAUUCAAGCUCAUCUCAAAGAAGGAAGGCUAAAAGUCUCAAUAGGAGGUAUGAAAAAAAUUUAGUUUUGAAGAAUAAUUGUUGUAGAAUCUCCCUCAUGGGACACUUCUGUGCAAGGGACACAAAUGCUGGAGUAGACCUUAUUAAAUAAAAGCUCCUGUGACCUUUGAAUCUGUUUCCUUCAUUAACCACUGAACACUUUAACUCCCCAGAUAUGAUUUAUUCAUUGUUAAUUCUCCCCUCUAGCUGGUACAUAUUUCCUUAUAAAUUAGUUUCAAGAACUUGGUGUUAGAUCAAGGUAAUAACCUCUACCUGAUUAGUUUGAGUAUUCUCAUUACCUGUUUGCAGAAUUAUGUCUGGAUAUUAUAAGGAGAAGUAACAUGUUAAUCACUUGUGCAGUUAAAAGGGUUAACCCCUAAGGGUCUCUCUCCUGGACCUUUGUGGAGAAGCUAAGAACUCCUGUUUUAAACAAAAUACAAAACCAAGUUAUUGGUAGUUACAUGUGUAUUUCAAUGGUCUCAAAAAUUGCUCAAAUGCAUUUAAAGUGUUAGGUUUAAAAAUGUUAUUUUCAAAGAAUUAAUUAUCCUUAAUGUAAUCUAGGAACAAUAUUUUUUUUGUCAAUAUUAGCAUAGUCAACUAGUGAUUUGCAUUAUCGGCUGGAGUCCUUGUUUUAAUUGCAUAAGAUUUUGACAUUUUUUUUCUAUCCAAGAUUCUUACUUGUCCUCACAUGAAGAUACUAAUGUUCAGUCAUUUGCAUAUAUUUGUUUACGAUAUUCAAAGUAAAGAAGUCAAUCCUUUCAUUCUUAGCAAUUUGCACUUCCCUACUUCCUCUGUCUUUUUGAUGUUUUCUAAAAGUAGUUAUUUAUAUUUACUUUAGACGAAGAGCUGCCAGACAGAAGAGAAAGAGCAGCACACAAGAAAAUGGAAUGGCACAUGAUAGCAUUGUUACAAAUGGAAUACGACAGAGGAAGUCCACAAACUUGUCACCUGGUAUAUAACAGUAUACAUUAUUUUGUGAAAUCUUUUUGCUUUGUUUUUAUUUUGUGCUCUUCUCAGUUAAAAGUCAUACUGUCCCAUAAAAAGUUGUGGAAAAUGGACAGAAUUUGUCAACUUUCUAAAACUAAGCUUAAUUGCUGAUUAAAAUAUCUUUCAGCCAGUCAGAUUCCUUGUAAAAGUUUCUCCUAGUCAAAAUUUAUCACAGGAGUUUUAGAACUCUCUUUACCCUGAUCACUCAGAUUGCUGCUGUAUAGUACACAUUGCAUCUACAGCUUCUUUCAUACACUCGGAUUUGUACUGGCAAGGGAAAAAGAGCCUGCAAAUGGUGACAAUUUUUUUUUUUAAACAAGGGGACAUGUUACCAGACAGACUAAUUUUGAAUAUUUCAUUUGUUCCCAGACUUUAACGUCAAGGAUAACAUAGAAACUGUGGAGAAUUCAAAUCAUUACAAUUCAAAAGACAAUGACAAUGAUAAAACAGAAGAAGAACUGAGUGAAAGUGGAGAAACAACCUCGUCAACCACAGAAAGUGAUGUGUCUGAUGUUGAAAUGGACAGUAAUAGUGAGGAUCCCUUUGCUUGGGAUAAACAGGUGUGUAGAAAUUUUAGUGAUACAAUUUUUGUUGGAAUUACUUUAUUUUUUCAGCAAGAAAGUUCUUUCUUGGAAGUCCCUUCAGCUUGAGUCUAAAAAUGCAAACUGUGUUUCAGAAAUACUUGACUUUCAUUAAACAAGAUAUCCCUUCGUUGAAAUGUCUAAUCAGCUAGAUUCAAGGGUUAUAGCCCCUUGUAAAAAUUUAGUUUAACAUAGUGAUUAAAGAUCUGUGUUCAGUUCAUGGACACUGUGGGCCCAGUUCCUAAAAUUGGACUAUUCUUGCAAAGCUGCAAUGUAUUUUAACACUCUUUAAUAGCUAUUUAUCAAAGUGGGGAUGGCUAGUGGAGGAAAUAUACCAUGCUGCAAAACAUCAAGGUAUUAUUCACCGCUAGCCACCAAUACUGAGGGGAUAAGUUUUUUUUUAAUAUGUACCAAAACAGUGAGAUAAUAUAACAUGAAAAGAUGAUCGUAACCCAUUUAUUCCUGCAAUGAUUACAACAGUGUUGUUGUUGCUUGGAGGUGAAUUACAAAGGAUACUUGGAGUUUGAGUAGCCAAUCAGAGGGUGCCUUUAACACUACCAAUGGUUUUAGUAUAAUUAUGCUAAUAAAUGAUAUACUAAUGUAUAUUAUAUACAUCAAAGGGUAAUGGAUCUCCAGGAAUGCAAACCAGCCCAACACCCCCACCCACUGCAGAGAAGGGUAAGUACACAUACAUCUUUUCUUAUACUGUAGCCAGUAGAGCAAUUUUUUUGAAGGGAAAAGGAAUUAAGAGAUGAAAGAAUCCAACAGAAGUGAUAAGAACUCAAUGUUAAAAUAACCUCACUUCCUGAAAGACAGACAUAUUGAAUAUUUGGCAUCUUCAUCAACCUUUCCUUUCCUGUUACUACAGUGCCACUCAAAACUAAGUCGACAGUCUUGACUUGAAACUCAAUCCUUGGUACUCAAAACUAUCAAGAAUCAAGGAUAAUAAUCCAUAUCACACAGAAAUAUGCCUACAAAGUCUUUGUAGUCUUGUCCUUGUGACUUAGUUGCUGUUUUCAUGAUAACCUCAUAUAUUUACUACCACAUUGUAUAUCUUUACUGUACGUACAUGUACUUGUACAUGUGGUAAACAAUUUAAUAUGUAUACUAACCAUUAACACGUUAAGAGUGACUAUAAUCUAAUUUCUCCUUACAAAAUCACACCUGAAUCACACAUAUUAAGGUCACAAGAAUUAAGAACUGAUCACCAACUUAAGAUGCUCCUGAUUGUUAAACAAAUUCUCCUUGUCAGCAGCUUAGGAAAUGUAUAGGACAGUAUGGAGAAUGUACAUGCUGAUGUUAGGGUUUGGAGUGUUAAUCUUGUCAUUUUUUUGCUAGUUAUGGUUUCUAUUUGGGAAGGAAAUCAAUGCAAAAAAGCCCAGUUGACACUCAUGGAGAUUAGUGCUGCUAUUGCCAACAAAGUGGUAAGUCACGUUUUUUUCUUUUUUUACAUUUUAGUUGUUUCAUUUCGUAUCAUGUGUAGACAGCGGUUAUACUUCUUGAUUUGCUACGAAAUCCUAGCCAUUGAUUGCCCCUCUUCCCCGUUUAUUUAGAACUGAUCUGUCGUGAUUAACCCUUCAACUCCCAGAAGUGAUUAAUAAGUAAAUUCCCCUUACAAUAUCCAUGAACUAUCCAGCAAACAGGUAACGAGAAUACUCAAAUGUAUCAGGUGAAAGUUGUUAUCUUGAUCUAACACCAAAUUCUUGUAACUAAUUUACAAGGAAAUGUUUAGCAGCUGGAGGGGAGAGUUAACAAUCAGAUCUUGGGAGUUAAAGGGUUAAAUGAGGAAAUAUUUGGGUCAAUCUCUUCCAAACAUCUUUAGAUAUGGCUGGUUAUUACAGUGUACGAUUUGUAUUUUCCAAUUACUGUUGGCUGUGCAUUUAUGUUGUUAUGGGGUGGUUUGGAGCGUAACGUCUGUAUGGUGCUGCAGCAGAAUCCGGCAUCCUGGUCAUUAAAAGAUUUUAUUGAAAAUUUAAAUUGUACUUUUAUUUUUUUCUCCUUUGUAGGACUCUCAUAAAAGCCACACGGGUUAUGUGCAGUUUUCUGUUGUUGUCUCUAUGACCCUUGCAUUUAUUCCUCUUCUUUUCCGUCUCUACAACACAACAGUGAGUCUGCUAUCAUGAAUUGUUACAGUAAAGUUAUAGUUCAGUGUUACUUUGUCCACUUGGUUUACGGUACCUUCACAGACAAGUCACUGGGAAUCAUUUAGACAGAUUAACAGUUGUUCAGUCAAUUUGUCAGAUCCUCAGCUAGUUUGUCCUCAAUAGGACAAAUUAAAUUGACGAGACACGAUGACGUAUAAUGAGUCGCAAAUUAGGAAAUACGGGUGACCCAAAAAAAUAAUCAACAGCCAAGAGACAAGAAAAAACUAAUCCAAGACAAAAAACGCAACGAUAAAUAUUUACACCAAUAAUGGAGACAAAAAGCAAACGAAAAGAUUUUAACUCGUGUGCAUGCUAUAGUCACAAAUUCACAGUCCUAAUAUACUCACGUUUUAAAUAUGACCCAUACAGCCCCAUUCGUGUUUUUACUGUAAAACAUUCGACAAAGAUCCUUGUGCGAGAGUGGUACUAAGCCAAGAGAAGUGAGGGAGAAAAAGGAAAGAGCUAUGGUCGUAUGAUAACUUGCUUAUUACUAUGUUAAUAAACACUUAAUUAGCCAGACAGUCACUUAACUAGAUCCCUUUUUAGCGAGAUAGACAGUCAACCAGUCAGUCAGUGUCAGUAAGUCUGUCAAUCAGUCAGUUAGACAAACAGCCUAUCUCAGUCAUUUGGGAGGACAAUCAGCCAGUUAUAUAUGUCAGUGAACCGUUUCCUUUUUUCAUUUUUGCAUCCAUCAGAAUUUCUAUUGAUUUUAUUUAUUUAUUUGUCUAUGUAUUUAUUUUUUAGUCAGAUAAACUGUUAAAUCAUACCGCUGUUAAUUACCAACUAAUUUUCUUUUUCCUUGUCUGAAGGGAACUAUUGGAGACCUUUUGAUUAGCAACAGUGAAGAUCUCUUGUGUAAAAUGUUUGGAUAUUCAUCAUGGUAUGUAAAGUUCUUUUACGUAUUUUCCACUUUUUAUGCUACAAAGCUUUGAAAUUCUCUCAGAACUAACGUUUCUUAAUAUUUUUAUUCCGUCUGUCUCGAAGGUCACGUGUCAUUGUUGUUAUUAGCAUGCUGGAGAGGUUUUUCUUGAGUUUCUCCUUCUUCUUUCUGCUGUGCGUCGCAGAAAAAUCCUACAGAGAGGUGAGCGAAACGGGUGUAAGGUGAAAGAUUUUCAACACUUGAAAUUGUACUUCAUUUCCUUUUUUCUCUUAAAAGUAUUAACCCUUUACACCCUGAUGUCAAUAUGCGUAUUCUCCAUACUGUUUUUAUACAUUUCCUGAGGUGCUGACGGGGAGAUUUUGUUUUACUGAUCAAAAGCUUCUUUUGUUGGAAAUCAUUUCCUUAAUUCUCAUGAUCUUAAUGUGUGAUUAAGGGGUGAUAUUGUAAGGAGAAAUUAGAUGCUGGUCACUCUUAGGGUUUAAAGGGUUAAGUUGCUCUGAGGGGGCAGAGCUGAAAAGAUGCGCGCCAAGUUUAAGAUGGGUCUACAAAUGGAUUAAAAAAAUUUUCUGGGUUCGAACGCCAGCCAAUUCAUCUCAUCACAGUGUUUGAAUGGUCUAUCAGUAGAUCUACAGAGAGCUUGUUACAGAGUUUGGGUAUAUGAUUUAUCCUUAGCUUGAGACCAGGCCUUCAUUGUUAGCGCUCAAGAUUUGGGACAGGUCGGAGAGAGGUUUGCUAAGAGUCUGGAACUAAUUAUAAUCAGUGCUAGACUCGUUCCAAACCUCUCACCGGUUCGCGUUUCUAAAGGCCCCAUACUUGCGAAGAAAGACUGGUGCCGAAGAACUAAUAAUAAGUGCGUGCCCGUCGGCUAUUAUUGCAUGCUUUCAGGAUAAGUAAUUCGAAAGUGCCUUGUCUGGACAUAAAUUAGAAUGGUAGAUUUUUGCACUCGGUCCUGAAAUAAGUAAAUAUUUUGUGCAUUUCCCUGUCUACCUCGUUUGGGUUUUAUUCUGACAAUGCUGUUCCGUAUAAUGAUUCCAGCGAUGUCUGUACGCAAAGUUAUUUGGAUGGCUAACAUCGUCGCGGAAGUCUCGCCGUGCGGGGCUCCCUCACUUUCGUCUCCACAAAGUACGGAACAUAAAGACCUGGCUGUCGCUAAGAUCCCUGUUAAAGGUUAGCUAACACUCUGUAACGGUUAAGCUGCGUCAAUAAUCUACAUGAAAAAAUUACGCGCUUCUGAUUGGCUGCAUUCUCGUGUAACACGAGUGCAAACUUCAAAUGGCGCGCACACGCUUUCAAAAUUUCAUCUGUCUUGACUUUCUGUGAUGUUUUUUCAUGUCCAUUAUAAACAUGUAAUAAUUUUCUUUGAAUUCAGAGACGAGGUCCUCAGAGAUCUGUUGACAUGAUUGUGUCAUCAUCCUUUAUACUGGGCAUGGUUCUAGUAAUUCUCAUGUGUGUACAGGUGAGUCAGAGCCACGUCCUCCCUGUCUUGAAAUAUUAAAACUUUAAAGUUAGAUACAUGUACACCUUGUGUUCAUUGGAAUUUGUUCCUGUGCCUGCCAAAACGUUAUUAAAAUUCUUUUCUCUUGGCAGCUUAUAAAGGGAAAUGAAAAAGAGAGGUUUCUGUCGAUAUUAUUUAACUGGGAGGUGUCAAUAUGGUAAGUGGUCAGAGGUAGUUGUAAAUUAAUAAAUAUGUGAAUCAUUCAGACCAGCAAACAAUCAGUCAAUCCAGUCGGUGGUUCAUGAGAGAGUUGAUUAAUAAAUGUGUUACUGGGUCAUCAUUCGAGCGAUCAGUCAGCCAAUUUCUUCUAUCGAUCGCUCGGUCCAUCCCCUCAUUCAUCUGCCAUUUGAUGGAAAUCCUAGUCACUAAACAGCAUGUGUAUCAUUGGAGCUAAUCAAACAAUAUUUAUCGGUUUAUACCUUUUUUUGUAUCUAUUGAAUUAAUCAACUAGUCAGAAGUUAAUCUGCUAAACUUCACAGCUAGUCAUCCCAUCAAUCAUUCGUAAAUCCUAUCAGUUAUGUAUUUGUUUAUCAGUCGAUUAGACAGUCAUUCCGUCUGUCCGUGUGUCUGUCUGUUAGUCAGUCAAAACAGUCUGUCCUAGAAAGCCACAAAUGACCGAGGUAUCUGUAUAAUUAUCUUAUCACGCGCUUUUGAUUGGCUGAAAACGAGUGUAUUCUGAUGUAACACGAGUGCAAAGUUGUAACACGGGUGCAAAUUACAAAAAGCGUACAGGCUCGUCUGUCUUGACUCUCUGUGAUGUUUUUCAUGUACAUUAUUAACAAGUAAUAACGUGAUUUCUCUUGCAAUUUGGCGUAAUAAGCACAUGUAAAUUUUUCAAAGAAUCCAAAUUGCACGAGCCUAUACGACAAGUGCAAUUUGUAGUCUCUUUUGAAAAUAUCCUCAACCCUAUCAUUUGCUUUUCUCGGAAACUGUAAUGACUGUAGUCAAUUGGUAACAGGACUUCUUGUCGUCCAGUUCGAUAAGAAAUCGUACUCGUGAUCACGAUCAUCGAAUCGGGUCCUCGUUUCGCGGGGCCUUUCCUUAGUCAUUUAACAACUUACAUUUAAUGUGUUUAACCAAGUGAAGACUUCGUUACUUAACCAAAUUGGUACUGAUCGUACCUGGUUGUUUACUUGUUUUGCUUUAAGGUGCCUUGUUUUAUCUGUCUAUGUUCUGCGGUUCAUGACGUUAGGAUCCAAGAUCAACAGUAAAUUUACGAACACUUCGGGACUACUAACGGAGCAGGUGAGUAAAUUAUUUAAAAGUGUUCGUAUAAAGAAUAAUAAGGAUGGUAAAUUUUGAGCUCAUUAAGUGAUUGGAGACGGCUUUUUUUACGGUGUCGCAGAGACUCUUUAUGGUUAGCGAGGCUAUUACUUUUGUAACACUUGUCCUGCAUACUGCUUGGAUCAGAAAAGAUAAUAAGUGGUGUAAUAAAGUCGAAGAUUUUAAGAUAAACGAAGAUAUUUUGCCAUAGUAUUUCCCAAAGUUAUUCCAGAAUUUUUGCAGUUUUGUUAGUCUCGUAAAUCACUCAUUUAAUUGAAUAGCUAGUGAACAUAUGUCGGUAUAUUGUCGGAAAUUAAGAAACUCUUUGCACCGCUGGUGAAUUUGGCGGAUUUUAAACAUUACUGGAGUGAGAAAUGGUUAGUUACUACUCGUUUUUCCCUUUUUUUUGUGUGUCUAUACUCUUUAGAUUAAUCUUUACCUUCAAAUGGAAAAAGCUCCUCAUAAAAAAGACGAUCUGACAAUAGCUAACCAUGUGCUUAAGUUGGCCUCGAAACUACUAAAGGUAAUACUGUAUUUUGUGUCUAUUAGACCGAGAGACAGAAGGAGCUUGUUUGGAAGCUGUUUGAAGCGUAGAACUUAAUGAGAAAGAGGCGCGAGUUUUAUGAAUAAAACACGAAGCGAAGUGAAGCAAAACAAAUGCAAUCCCAGAUUACCAUCGACACUCAUUUGAAAAUUGCUUCAUUGCUCGAUGCAAGAAUCCAACGAGUAGGCGUUUGAGGCAGUUUUUUUUGUGUUAACUUCGAUCUUUUAGAGAACUUUUACUGCGAGGUAUGUCCAGAAAUGCAUAAAGUGAAAAUGGCGAAAAUUCGUCAAAAUUGUCAAAUCCGCCAAGUUGAUUUGCUCUGACGAAUUUAACUGAAAUUCGCAAAAAUCCUCAAAUCUGUUAACAUUCACUCGGUGUGACGAAAUUUCGUAAAAUCUGCCAUUUUCGUUACUGCGUGCAUUUCUGGACAUAAGUGUUUACUGCAGACAACACAAAAAGUUAUUUUUUAGUUUCAAAGCUUACGUUUCGAGCGUUAGCCCUUUGUCAGUGCGAAUGGAGGAAUUGUGAGUUGUGUGUGUGUGUGUUUAUAUGCAGAAAAUGGUGCCACGCUAUUGGUGGGAAUAUGGUGACGAGAAAGCAAGGGUACUAACGUACUAGUUGUUUGGCUUGCUUAUCAGGAAAUUGAGAGCCCAUUCAAGAUGUCUGGUUUAUCCAUGAACCCCUUGCUCUAUAACAUCACCAGGGUAGUUGUGCUGUCUUUGUUUUCUGGAGUCAUGUCAGAUCUUCUUGGAUUCAGACUAAAGGUUCGUAAAAAAGCACUG